Messenger RNA from Cuscuta campestris, 3306 nucleotides. NCBI's taxonomy places the organism in Eukaryota, Viridiplantae, Streptophyta, Magnoliopsida, Solanales, Convolvulaceae. The record is from the annotation of a GenBank genome assembly.
UCCCGCUUCUUCCCCAUUUCGAAAUACCCUACUUCCCUGCCAUUCCUCGAACUGCCAAUCCACAAAUUCAAACCAGUAUUCAAUCGUAUACAUAAAGCUCUUCCCUGUUCGAUUGGGCUCAAUCCACUGAUCCCGCCCGCCGAUCCAAGGAAGUAGGGGAAGAACCGGGGAGCAAACCCUAGCCAGCUGCUCUGGUUGUCGACGGUCGAAUUUGAAGGGUUCAGUGCGCGGAAGAGAAGGAAUGGCUAUGGAGAUCACCAACUUUUUAAUAUCUGCUCAGUCAGCAGAUGCAAAGACCCGGACUGAAGCAGAGGCUACCCUAUCUCAGUUCAAAGAGCAGAACCUGCCAGUGUUUCUUUUGUCAUUGGCAGUUGAGCUCUCCAAUGACAGCAAACCUACUGAAUCUCGGAGACUGGCUGGUCUCGUUCUUAAGAACUCUUUGGAUGCAAAGGAAUCUUCCAGGAAAGAACACCUUGUUCAACAGUGGACUGCUAUUGAUAUUUCAAUCAAGUCCCAAAUAAAAAACCUUCUCCUUAACACACUUAAAUCUUCUGUGCGUGAUGCCAGUCACACAUCUUCCCAAGUCAUUGCCAAGAUUGCUUCGAUUGAAAUUCCACGAAAAGAGUGGCCAGAACUUGUUGGAACAUUACUUGCAAAUAUGACCCAACCAGGCAGCCUUGCGUCUCUCAAGCAGGCUACUCUGGAAACGCUUGGCUAUGUUUGUGAGGAGAUAUCUCACCAUGAUCUUGUCCAAGAGGAAGUAAAUGCUGUACUGACUGCUGUAGCGUCGGGCAUGACUGUGGGAGAACAGAGCCCUGAAAUUCGGCUUGUUGCAACUAGGGCUUUAUUCAAUGCACUGGAUUUUGCACAAACAAACUUUCAGAAUCAGAUGGAGCGGGAUUACAUCAUGAAGGUGAUUUGUGAGGCAACUACAGCUAAGGAAGUGGAGAUUAGACAAGCUGCUUUUGAGUGUCUUGUCUCUAUUGCGUCAACAUAUUAUGAGGUUCUUGGGCCAUAUAUGCAGAUUAUAGUUGAUCUGUCAUCAAAGGCAAUCAAAGAAGAUGUAGAGGCUGUUGCUCUUCAAGCUAUUGAGUUGUGGAGUUCUAUAUGCGACGAAGAGAUAGAGCUUCAGGAAUUAAAUGAAGACUCCGAGAGUGGGGUGUCUGCUGCCCCACACUCCCAUUUCAUUGAGAAAUCGCUCCCAUUUUUAGUUCCUAUGUUGCUAGAGACUUUACUGAAGCAGGAUGAAGAACAGGAUCAUGAUGAUGAUAUUUGGAAUUUGUCCAUGGCUGGUGGUACAUGUCUUGGUCUUGUAUCCAGGACUGUUCGAGAUUCUGUUGUGCCAUUGGUGAUGCCGUUCGUUGAAGCUAACAUACUAAAGGCGGAUUGGAGGUCUCGUGAAGCUGCAACUUAUGCAUUUGGAUCAAUCAUCGAUGGCCCAAGCCUUGAGAAGCUCUCUCCCAUGGUGACAUCUGGCUUUGAUUUUCUCCUCAAUGCCAUGAAAGAUGAAAACAGCCACGUGAGAGAUACCACUGCUUGGACACUCAGUCGUAUUUUUGAGUUAUUGCACAGACCCAUUUCUGGAUAUACUGUGCUCUCAGCCAACAACCUCCAGAGGGUUGCAGGGGUAUUGUUGGAAAGCCUCAAGGAUGCACCCCAUGUUGCUGAAAAGGUUUGUGGGGCCAUCUAUUUUCUGGCUCAAGGUUACGAGGAUGCAGGACCUGCUUCCUCUCUGCUGACACCAUACAUUCCGGAUCUCAUAGGCUCCCUGGUUAUUGCAGCAGACCGUAUGGAUUCAACUGAUACCAAACUCCGCUCCUCGGCAUAUGAGACCUUGAAUGAAAUUGUCAGAUGCUGCAACCUCUCAGAAACUGCCCCUGUUAUUGCACAGCUUUGCCCCGUCAUUAUGAACAAAUUGGCUCAAACCAUUGACCUUCAGGUUUUAUCUUCAGACGACAGAGGAAAACAGGGAGAUUUACAAGCUUCACUUUGUGGUGUUCUCCAGGUUAUCAUCCAGAGGCUCAGCAGCACUGAGGAAACAAAGUCUUUGAUACUCCAGGCUGCAGAUCAGAUCAUGAUGAUAUUCCUCAGGAUAUUCACAUGCCGUAGCUCGGUCGUUCACGAAGAAGCCAUGCUUGCUAUUGGUGCCUUAGCCUACGCGACUGGACCACAGUUUGAGAAGUACAUGUCGGACUUGUACAAGUACCUUGAGAUGGGACUUCAGAAUUUUGAAGAAUACCAAGUGUGUGCCAUCUCAGUGGGAGUCGUUGGGGAUAUCUGCCGUGCCUUGGAUGACAAGAUCUUACCUUAUUGUGAUGGUAUCAUGACACUUUUACUCAAAGACUUGUCCAGCGGCGAGCUGCACCGUUCCGUAAAGCCUCCAAUAUUUGCGUGUUUUGGUGAUAUUGCGCUUGCCAUAGGGGAACACUUUGAGAAGUAUGUGGAGUUUGCAUUGCCAAUGAUGAAGAGUGCGGCCGAAGUGUGUGCAAACCUGGAUUACGGAGACGAGGAGAUGUCCGAGUAUGGUAACAUGCUGAGGCGUAGUAUUUUUGAGGCAUAUUCUGGGAUAUUGCAGGGGUUCAAGAAUUCCAAGCCUGAUUUGAUGCUGCCUCAUGCAGCCCAUCUUCUGCAGUUCCUGGAAUUUGUUGCCCAAGACCGGAAUAGGUAUGAGAGUGUUACGAGAGCAGCAGUUGCAGUGUUAGGGGAUGUGGUGGAUGCGCUAGGGUCAAAUGUGAAGUCAUUGUUGAGCGAUCGUGGGUUUUGCAAUGAGUUUUUGGGGGAAUGUCUUCAAUCCGAUGACGAACAACUCAAGGAGACAGCCACUUGGACCCAAGGGAUGAUUGGCCGCGCCUUCUCUAUUUCUGGGUGAGUAUUAUUUAGUCAGUCAAUGCUGUCUCUCUGUCUCUCACUCUACUACUAAAGUUUGCUCUCAUGGAGUCGGCUGUGCUUGGAUCUUGUUCCCGGAAACUGGGGGAUUUCUGAGCCUAGUUUUGUUUGCUGGUGUAUGGAAAAGGUCAAUUGGGGGGGGGGGGGGGUUGGGGUGGGGGUAAUGCUUUUGUUAGCUUCUUUUUUUAAGGAAGGACUACAAGGCCACCUAGUUCGCGGUGGCCUGUUAGCGUUCCUUCUCUGUUAGCAUAUGAUUGUUUUUACCUUUUUAAAACACCCAAACUCGUCGAUUUAUUUAAUCAUAUCAGUGUCAGUUAUUACCUGUGUCCACAUUUCUUUAUGUUUUUGUUUAAAUAUUGCCAUUUCAUCUGUGUCCUCGGAGUGACUCUCACCUCUCUCUAUUAAAGGUUACCCAAGGUU